AUGAACAAUGCUGCCGGUAAAGUUCUCAUGGCCGAGGAAACGGGCAGCAAAAUACAGAUCUGGUCAAAAGGAGUUGUAGCAUGGCCAGUGCAGCGUAUCAUCACCACCACGUGCGUCCUUGACAUGUCCAACUUUCCAUUUGACAAACAGACCUGCAAAGUUGUAAUGAGCUCGCCAAGCUACACUAUAGACCAGUUAAUUUUUUCCAAUUUGAACGAAAAGGCGAGCUUAUCCUUCUACCAGGAGAACAGCGAAUGGGAACUGUUGGAUUCAAUACAGGAAGUCCAUAUCAUAGCCGACUCUGACCGAGAAAGCAUGGAUUAUGAUGUCAUGGAGUACUCCGUAUUCACCCUGAAGCUGAUCCUCCAGCGUCGGACAGGUUACUACUGGGUCCAUAUCCUGAUACCGUGCAUGUGCAUCUCACUUUUGGUUGCCUUGGCGUUUUACAUGCCCAUCGACUCUGGAGAAAGGGUGUCAUUCACCGUGACUAUAUUACUCGCCUUCACGGUAUACCAACUCCUUAUUGCUGACUCCCUUCCGAGGACGUCUGAAACAACUUCCAGAUUGUCGGUUUACCUGACGGUCCUGGUGUGCUUGUCCUCUCUUGCUGUGUUUCUGACGAUGCUGGUCCUAAACGUACAUCACCAAGACCCCGACAAGCCACUUCCCAAAUGGUUUAGAUGGCUGACCUUCAGAGGACUUGCAUUUCUGACCUUGAAAAGGCAAUCUGCAAGGAAGCUAGAAGCUGAGUUUUUCCCAAGUCACUCAAUGGUUACCCCUGAUCCAAGUACACUUUAUCCGAAAGAUUGCCGCUCGGUUGGUGCGGAAAGGAGCGCUAUCUCCCUUGUGCAGAUCGGAGGGAUGGAAAUUCAAAAUAACAAGGGCUUCACGUCAAUGAGAGAGCCAGAUUUCGAUGGACUGCUACAGCCCCCUAGCGGACAAUUCGGACCCUGCUGGCGGCUUGCAGCGGUGAUCCUCGACCGCAGCUUCAUGACCCUCUAUAUCAUUGUAACCGUGAUUUCCACCAUCAUUAUACUUAGCACCACCUGGCCAAAUGAUUUCUCAAAUGAAACCAAAACAGGAAAAGAAUGA
Molecule: messenger RNA, 1092 nt
Organism: Lineus longissimus
Lineage: Eukaryota; Metazoa; Nemertea; Pilidiophora; Heteronemertea; Lineidae
Product: neuronal acetylcholine receptor subunit alpha-10-like
Exons: 3
Coding region: 1-1092 (363 amino acids)
Biological process (GO): monoatomic ion transmembrane transport; regulation of membrane potential; signal transduction
Cellular component (GO): neuron projection; synapse; plasma membrane
Molecular function (GO): transmembrane signaling receptor activity; transmitter-gated monoatomic ion channel activity involved in regulation of postsynaptic membrane potential; excitatory extracellular ligand-gated monoatomic ion channel activity
Source: RefSeq, a predicted model, not a curated record